AUGGAUACAACUACUGAUUCUAACGCCGUUCGCACACCAACCGGUGCCGAUGGCCCUCCAGUGAUGAGAAUUCGCCGUCCCAGGCCUGCAGAUCCUCUGGUACGGCCGAAGAAGAAACCUCCUCCCAAACCUGUUACUGGGCAACCUGCAAAAGCGCCAACAAAUGGAGUGGCAGCUCCCAGGCCACCACCAGCUGCACCAGCUGCACCAGCUGCGUCCAAGACUCUGCCUGGGUCCCAGUCGGAUAGAAUCCAGCCUAUUCCUGGACGAGACGACGUGACUGUGAAUGGAUUUAGUGGUCCGCUGCUUUCCCAAACUUACGUCGACUAUCCCUUAGUUACUACAAAACGGGCAUGGCGGGAAGGACUGAAGCACCAUGUCGCCAAGUUUGCCUCCAAAAAGAACAUCGAUCCGCGCGAUGAGUCUCAGUUUACACGACCCGUUCGACUUCAGCGUCGCGAUCCCAGAGCCAAGCCAGGUAGCAUCAAAGCGGAGAACGCCAAUAAAGUACCGACGGAAGGUGGUAACGGACUAGAUGACGCCGAACGCGAAGAACUCGAGGCCAGAAAGGCUGCUCGAGAGAAGGAGCGUGAAGAGAACCUUGCGCAGAUCGCGCCAUCAGUUGCAACGACGCAAAAGCGGACCAAUGUGCCCAAGCAGAAAACCCAGUAUGUUCCUAAAGCGGACAUGACCCCGGAGGAAAUUGCGAAGGCACGGAUCAAGUAUGAAGAAGCCUUGCCGUGGCACCUCGAGGACUUUGAUAAUAAAAAUACGUGGGUGGGGAAUUAUGAAGCGGCUCUAUCGGAGACGUAUGCGAUGUUCGUUCUUGAGGAUACGGGCAAAAUGAGGAUGGUCCCCAUUGAUAAGUGGUAUCGGUUCAACGCGAAGAACCCGUUCAAAACGUUGACUAUCGAGGAAGCCGAAAAGUUCAUGGCUAAGAAGAUCAAAGACCCGAGAUGGUUUAUGGAAAAGCAGCAGGAGAUGAUGCAGCAGAAAGAACUGGAGGCUUACGCAAAGCAACGAAAAGUGUAUCGGGGCAAAGCCGCCGCUCCAACCCUCGGCGAAACAUUGGAAGCCGAUGAGAUGGAUUUUGAGGAAGAUCGAUUUGCCGACGAUGAAGAAGUCGACAAUAGUCUCUUCGAGGAGGACGAGGAGGCGAAGGCGGCUGAAAAGAGAAUCAAACAAGACCAGCUCAAAGCUAACGUUUUCAAUCUGAAAGAUGAGAGAGAUUACGAGGAGGAGGAAGAGAGAGAGAGGAGAGAAAGAGAAGCUCGCAGGAUUCUGGGCAGAAAGGUCCGGAAAGCCCUUCAAAGGCGAGAGAAGAACUACGACUAUAGCAGUGGUUCGGACGUCAAUCCAUACUCGGAUGAUGAGAGUUCUGAUGAUAGUGAGGACGAAGGGAUGCGAGAAGAAGAACGGAAGGCGGAAGAAGACAAAGCGCUCAAAGAGAAGGGCAAAGAAUCGGGCACUUCUACUAAAGGGACGAGUACGCCAUCCGGCCGUACAAAGCACACAGAUGCCUUGAAAAAGGCCACCAACGCGGCGGCCCGCAAGCGAACAGGCUCUCCAAAUCUCUCAGAUGCCAGUGGAACAGAUUCCUCGCGAAAGAAGCCGAAACAUGUUUCGUCCUCUCAGCCGACAGCCCAGCCAGGUUCCCGUCCAAUGUCACCCUCUCCGUCAUCUGCGUUGCCGGUUGGUAAGAAACGUAUCCGGAACGUCGGCCCCGGUGGUGCUGGUUCUGGCAGCGAUGUCGACGGUGGCGCUGGUUCCGGUGGUGAUAUGAGCGAUGGUGGAAAGACCAAGAAGCUCAAGCUUAACCAGCCAUUGUCGUCUUCACAGAAUGGCACUCCCCAAGGGUCACGGUCAGGGAGCCCAGCGCCUAAUGCAGGAACUUCGGAAGGUGGUCCUUCUGCAAAAGGUCCUGCCAAGGGCUCAACUCCUCGAUCUGCGGCUCAGCAAGGCUUUCCUACCCCCGCGGAAAUACACGCCGCAAUUCCUCCUUCCGGUAUUCUUAGUAGAGAUCUGCUGAAGAUCUUCCAUCCGCGUAUUGGUGAUUCCAAAGAAAACCACCGCAAAUUUAUCGCAAUUGUUAAGGAAGUCGGGGUCUACGGAAAAGAGGACAGGUUAUUGCGGCCUGGUGUUUUGAAAGACACCCAGCAGUGA
Messenger RNA from Rasamsonia emersonii CBS 393.64, 2163 nucleotides. RefSeq names its product Transcription initiation factor IIF. The coding region runs from base 1 to 2163 and encodes 720 amino acids. Gene Ontology annotation, molecular function: RNA polymerase II general transcription initiation factor activity; DNA binding; TFIIF-class transcription factor complex binding. The transcript is spliced from 4 exons. Gene Ontology annotation, biological process: positive regulation of transcription elongation by RNA polymerase II; transcription initiation at RNA polymerase II promoter. Lineage: Eukaryota; Fungi; Ascomycota; Eurotiomycetes; Eurotiales; Trichocomaceae. Gene Ontology annotation, cellular component: nucleus; transcription factor TFIIF complex. The record is from RefSeq and is a predicted model, not a curated record.